UAUCGUCGAUUAUACGCGAGAUUAGAUUUACCGAGAAUGGCGGAGAGGAAAGAUAUCAGGAGCGCGUCUCCAGGAGCUUUUUAUACGCGACUUUUCUCUCUCUACUCUCCUCCAACUUUCCCGGAGAGACUCGACAUCACCAUCUUGUCGCCACAAUCACCCUCAACCUCAAUUGUCCCUAGAGCAGUCCCAUAGCUACCUCUUGACCUCUCUAAUUUCGAUCGGUUUCCGCCAUGAGAACCUCCAUCAUCCUCCCCAUCUUGGCACUCACGCGCCACGUCCUUUCUCAAAACCUCCAAUACGAUCCCCGCACCGCAAAAGAUUGCGUUGGAUGGUUUGACGUCGAAGACAGCUCUAAAGACACGUGCGAAAGCACCCUCAGGUACUUUGGUAUCAACCCCACUCAAUUCCACGCCUGGAACCCUUCCGUCGGUCUCGACUGCCAACCGUGGUUCAAUUGGAGCUACUGCGUCAUCACGAACGAAACAUUAGAGAACUCGGUAUAUUACACAACGCUCUCGAAUGGAUUGCCCUUGGCAAGUAUGACGACAGAUAGCGAAGGCUGGAGAGUACCUGUCACGAAGAGCGACGCGACGACCAGGACAACCAGCACACCUUCCCCAAUUCCUUCUCCUAGCUCAUGGAAAGAUAUCGGGUGCUAUGUCGACAAUUGGAACGAUGAGGUUGACAACGGCGUGCGGAGUUGGAUUCUCGAUAUGCGCUAUGGUCGGGAUCCGGAAGAGACGGUGUCCAAGUGCAAGGACAAAUGUUACCAUGUCGGUUAUAAGAUCGCCGGUGUAAAAGGUGGUGAUGAGUGCUGGUGCGGCAACGCUAACAACGGGACGUUAGCGGAAGACCAGAAAGACUGUAACAUGCCCUGUGCUGGUGAUGCGAAGACAAUCUGCGGAGGAAAGCAGCGCAUAAGUGUGUUCGGAGCUGGGGAGAAUACGGAAGGCUCGUCCAGUGGCAGUAUCAGUUCCGCGACUACUGCAUCGGGGACGAGUAGUGAUUCCGCAGCAAGAACGAGCAUUGCUGGCGAGACUGCGACUGCCAGCUCAGGCGCGAGAAGGAAUAUUGCAAUGUUAUGGAGGAAAUGAGUAAACGGCAUUAAUGCACCUGCCGAGCAGCCAAGCCACACUGCAUGGGACGCCUUGACCCGAAAAGAGUAGACGGACAAUCUACCACUCAUAUAAGAACAGACACUAAUCCUGAAAUGCGACAA
Messenger RNA from Macroventuria anomochaeta, 1222 nucleotides. RefSeq lists its product as uncharacterized. The coding region runs from base 234 to 1097 and encodes 287 amino acids. The transcript has a single exon. NCBI's taxonomy places the organism in Eukaryota, Fungi, Ascomycota, Dothideomycetes, Pleosporales, Didymellaceae. The record is from RefSeq and is a predicted model, not a curated record.